AACGAAUCGUGCUGCACAGUUUGGUACCUCUUGAGGACCCGUAGUAUCCACGGCGGGAUUCAAGUCAAAUAGGGAACCUAAAGUGUCAAGAAAUUGUUUUAUUUACGAAAACACUUACAAAGAGAGAGCGACAUUUGACCUAGCGGAAGUAAUGUAAAAGUAUCACAGAAAAAGAACGUACCGUUGUUAGCAAAACGAUGUUGGCAUCGUUGUAGUUAGCCUGAGUUAGCCCGCUAACAGUGCUAACAUAGCAGUAGCGUUAGCAGUUUGCGGCUCUAAAAAACUGCUCUAACCUCUUAUUGUAGAGUUCUGGGUCCAAAGAUGUGCUCUCUGGCCUUGUUCCCCCCUCCGCUUCCCUCCGGACACGCGACUUUGUGUGAGUCCAACAACGAGCUGCUAUCGGGGAGCACCCCGGAGGAGCGACUGGAACAGGAGUCGAGUCCUCUGAGUUUGUACUUUCCCAGAGAGUCCCUGAAGUUGCACAGUCGCACUGAGAACAGCAGCAAGGCGGCCUUCCUGGAUCACUCGGAGACAUUAUGGAUGAGGAGCGCAGCAGCUUGGCGUGAUGGUGGUUUCACGGGACUACUGAAUGAAAUAACAAACUCCCAUGAAGAAGUACCUAAAUGGUUGUCAGUGAGUUCCGGCUGCAUUCUGGCAUUAUUGCAGAAGAUCUCUUCCUUUCAUGGAUCUUUGUUUCCUCAUCUCACGUUGAGCAACGAGAACAUGAUUGCAGAGUUUUCACAAGCAUUAAACUGGUUGGACUGUGUGGUGCGAGCCUUCGCCUGGCAUCCCCAUGCUGAUAAAUUUGCCGUUGCCCUGCUGGACGACUCCAUUAAGAUCUACAAUCCCAAAAGUGCUACAACUCCCACCCUGAAGCACCGUCUUCAGCGGAGCGUAGCAGCGUUGCAGUGGAAGCCGUUGUGUGCGUCUGGCCUUGCAGUGGCUUGCCAGAACUGUUUGCUGGUCUGGAACGUGGACCCGUGCUCACUAUCCACCAGGCCUUCAUCUGGAUGCGCACAAGUUUUGUCUCAUCCCGGGCACUCUCCAGUCACUUCCAUCGCUUGGUCGCCAAGUGGCUCUCUCCUUGUGUCUGCCUCGCCUAUGGACACAGCAAUGAUGGUGUGGGAUGUUGCAGCAGAGAGCUGUGUGCCCCUCCAGCGUGUUGGAGGGGGUGGGGUGAGCUUCCUCUCUUGGUCCACUGACGGCAGCCGUCUUCUUGCCUCGACACCAUCUGCUGUCUUCAGGGUCUGGGAGACCAGAAUGUGGACGUGUGAACGUUGGCCGUGUUUAAAAGGCCGUUGUCAGUCUGGUUGUUGGAGUCCAGAUGGGAGUCGACUUCUCUUCACUGUACAAGGAGAAACUGUCAUCUACGCCUUGACCUUCACUGACACACCAGGUGUACCCACGUGCACAUCCAAAGGGGGGCCGCAAGCAGCAGCAGUGGUGGCUGACCUAUCAGAGACGACCUUUAACACACCAGAGGGAGACAUCAUUGUUGGUGGGGAGAUCCAGUCCCUGACCUGGGACCCGAGAGGAGAGAGACUUGCUGUGCUUCUCAAAGGUGAUCCACAAGCAGCCCGACCUGCGAUCAUUGCUGUGUUUAAGACCAGAACAAAGCCUAUUUUUGAACUUUUGCCAUGUGGUUUUGUUCAAGGAGAUCCUGGUGCAGAACCAAGACUGAUGCAGUUCCACCCAAACUUUCAGAACGGGGCUCUUCUCACUGUGUGUUGGUCCACUGGAAGAAUCACACACGUGCCUUUCUACUUCCUGAGUGGUCACCUUCGCCAACUUGGGCUCAACGGCAGUCCAUCACUACCACGCCCUGAGGAACGACCGACUGACCAUGUCAAUCAGUCGCUCUUUACAGAGCUCAUGUCAUGACUCAUUAAUCACGUGAUAUCGCCAAUUUUUCUCAUGUUUGUCAAUAAAAUGUAUUGA
Messenger RNA from Doryrhamphus excisus (bluestripe pipefish), 1938 nucleotides. It is a transcript of the gene aaas, whose product is annotated as achalasia, adrenocortical insufficiency, alacrimia. Gene Ontology annotation, molecular function: protein binding. NCBI's taxonomy places the organism in Eukaryota, Metazoa, Chordata, Actinopteri, Syngnathiformes, Syngnathidae. The record is from RefSeq and is a predicted model, not a curated record. Gene Ontology annotation, cellular component: nuclear pore. Gene Ontology annotation, biological process: nucleocytoplasmic transport.